AGACGACAUAGUUCGUAUAGCGAGAGGAAGUCAAACUUUGCUGAAAACGUUUUUCCACGUUAAGUUAACUUUGUUUAACUAAAGAUAGAGGUAUAUGUUUAGUAAUUUAAAUAAGCUUUAUUCGCCUGUAGGCUCUGGAAUAUUUAGAAUAAACGAGUUUUUUUAUCAGCAACUUCACCUUUUAUCACUCCAAGUUUGAAAAUUUACUAACGUUUACAUUUUACCAAUUUUUCAGUAUUUUCAUUAGAGAUAAUAGCAAUAGGUCAUGUCGCAUCAAGAAAUAGUAGAAAAUCCCCUUUUAUCAUUGUUAAUGAGGUCCGAGGACAUUAAUUGCGAUGGCUUGGCAGAAACUUUUGAAGGGUCACUAUCGGGAUUGGGAAUAGAGUCUAACACACAUAAUUAUAAUAUGACUGAAGCACUUCAAGCACUACCUAAAUGUCGGGAAUCGAGUAUCUGCAAUACUUCUUUCUCGCCAGACUGCUGCCUUACUUCUCCGUCUAUUGAAUCUAACGAAAUAAAUUUAGAAUGCGAAUUAAUUGCACCAACAUCAGCUGCAACAAAACAAACUGAAGAAACGUUAACAUAUCUUAAUCAAGGUCAAAACUACGAGUUGAAAUUAUUUAGAGGCGAUAAUAGCUUAAAUGAUAUGAAGAGUAUUAUAAGAAUUAUUUUCCACGAGAGAAAGAUGCAAUUUACAGAGAAAGAACUUCUUGAUAGAUGGAGGAACGAACAUCCUGGUAAAAGAUUUAUUGAUGUCGACCUACCACUUUGCUUAGGUCUUACAGAUCUUAGCAUUGAUCCUGAUGUUUUAAAUACCGCGACUGUAUUCUGGUAUGAGAGUUGUUCUAUUUCACUGAAAGUGCAUUGUAUAAGUACUGAAUUCACUUUGAGAAAACACGGCGGGGAAAAAGGUGUUCCAUUUCGAAUUCAAGUGGAAACCUAUGAUAAAAAUGAAGAAAAACUGUUGCAUUGUGCCUCGUGCCAAAUAAAAGUCUUUAAGCCAAAAGGAGCAGAUAGGAAGCAUAAAACUGAUAGAGAAAAAAUUGAAAAAAAACAAAUUGAUGAGCGAAGAAAAUAUCGACCAGUAGCAGCUACAACAAUACUAAAACACAUUCCAUUGGAAAUGGUUCAAAGCUAUCAUAUUAUGAACAACAAGAAUCAAAUACCUGACAUUGACCGUAACGCUGAAAUUGUAUUUAAUAUACCAACUCCAAGUCCAACAGAAGUUGUCAAAUUUCCAUCAGAGUCAUCAGAAAUCAUUAGUAUUCAGUCUACAGCAGCAGAAGUUGUAGAAUGGCUAAAUAACAAUAGAUUUUCGGAGUAUAGUAAGGUUUUCGAGAAUUAUGCAGGAAAGGAUAUAUUGAGAUUAUCUAGAGGUGAUCUAAUUGAGAUAUGCGGAAAUCUCGCUGAUGGAAUCCGUUUAAACAAUGCCCUCCAAUGUAAAAAUAUAAGACCUAGGUUAACAUUAUUCAUAAGGCAAGAGAAUACUGUCGAUAAAAGGAAUUGUGACAAGGAUGAUAGUCGUCUUUUAACCAGAGUUAGAUCAGAAGGAUCACUGCUUUUUACCAAUGAUGAUUCACUUAUAACUUCAUUGAAUAAUUUUCAAGAAUCAUUACAACAACAGGAUCCUAAACCAUAUAGGAAGGUUGUGAAAGGAAAACGAACUAAUUGCAUAGGUAUUGGUCUUAAGGAGGGUCCAAUAAUUAAUUGCGCAAAUCCGAGAUCAAAACGCCAUAAAGAUGAUAGCGAUAUUUCGGACGAUGAAGCCUAUUAUCUAAAGAAGCAAAAGAAGAAUAGGGUAUUAUCAGAGGAUAAUACAUAUCAUGCCCUUCAUUUGAAUGAUCUCGAUCUUUCUUCCUUAAGAGAUGGUUUAGCAGAGUUUUUUGGCGAAAAUAAGAAUUCUUUUAAAGAAAUCUAUACAAUUGAAGAAGAAGGAAUAUUCGUUUGUGUUUGCGAUGAAGUUAUUCGAAGUAUAAAAGAUAGAUCUAAAUUCUCAGUAGAGUUCAGUCAAGAUGAAGAAAAAGGUGACUUAAAGGUUUUUAUGCGUUAUAUAACAUAA
Dimorphilus gyrociliatus is the source of this 2059-nucleotide messenger RNA. Lineage: Eukaryota; Metazoa; Annelida; Polychaeta; Dinophilidae. The record is from the annotation of a GenBank genome assembly.